Molecule: messenger RNA, 1665 nt
Organism: Sorex araneus (European shrew)
Lineage: Eukaryota; Metazoa; Chordata; Mammalia; Eulipotyphla; Soricidae
Gene: HHLA2
Product: HERV-H LTR-associating 2
Exons: 7
Coding region: 1-1665 (554 amino acids)
Source: RefSeq, a predicted model, not a curated record
AUGAAGGCACACACAGUGUGGUCUUCCUUCUUCAUUGCUCUGUUAUCUCUGAGUAGAUCUGAAGAUACAUUAUUUCCACAGUUUUUCAGUCUAUCUGAAAUUCAGAAUGAGCAAACAGUCACUGGAAGACUUGAUGCAGAUGUAACCCUGCCUUGCUCAUUUGAGAUUGGGUCUGAACCAGUAAUUUACUGGCGGAAUCAAGAGAGUGAGAUUGUUCACUCAUUCUUCAAAAAUGCUGACCAGGAUGCAAGCUCCCGAUACGUAAACAGGACAUCCCUUUUUCAGAAAGAAAUUCCAAAUGGGAAUGCCUCCCUAAUACUUAAAAGAUUGAGACUUCAGGAUGAAGGGACUUAUACCUGCUAUGUGGGGACAUCAUCUGGGAAUUCCUGGGCAAACAUAGUACUAAAGUUAGAAGGUUUCAUGACACCUGUGAUAGAAUAUGAGGAAACUAACUCGAGCAACAACUUAAAAUGCAGUGUGUUAUGUGCUCAGCCUUGUCCAAAUAUCACAUGGCAAAUGGGUGAUAUGCCCAUCUCUGACCCCAUAGUAGAAGAAAGUGGUUUUAAUGUUAAAAGUACAAUAAACAUUGUAUCACCAGAUUCAUUUUAUGAAUGUGCUGUUGAAAACUUGUUGCUGGAGCAAACAUGGACAGGAAGAUGGACAAAGAAAGGUGGGUUCCAUAAGGUUGUUGUUAAAGAUGUUUCACUUUUGUGCGAAUUUGGAAACAACCUUUUUCAACCUGAUGAAGAAUUCAUUGUCACUUGGUCCAGAGUGCAAAAUGGGACUUCCUCCAUCCUGGCUUCCUUUCAGAGCUCCUCACAAAAUACCACCACCAAUGAAUCUCGACUAUCAUUCAAUAAAGAACAAAUAAACCAAGGCACCAUCUCUUCAACCUUGACAAAUAUUAGAAUAUCAGACAGUGGGAAAUAUUUAUGCAACAUUUCUUCAAGAAAAUAUACAUUAUUAACCAACCAAAUACUGUAUGUAGAAACACAUCUAAUGGUCAAUGAUGUUGCUUCAGUGGCUGUUGUUGCUGUGGUGGUGGUGGUGGUGGUGAUACUAGUGUUUUUGGUAUUACUAUGCACAGUUCCUGCAUUAAGAAGACGCAUUUGCUGCUUCUCAGCUGUUAGGAAACUGCCAUUCUCCACAGAGAAAAUAGGAGCAAAGGCCCAUAGGCAAGAUUGGAAGGACGUAUUUGGAACAGGGAAUAAUACUGGCCCUGAAAAGCCCAAUGAUGAGGAGGAGCUAAUUGGCCUAAUUUUUCAAAACGGUAACAGAGAGAUGGAGGGGUCAGCGGCCUGCCUCUUGGCUGUAUGGGCAAUCAAUGGGAGCCUUUCUCUGACUGCAGAUCUGCCUUUGCCCUUUGGCUACUGCUCCAGCCAACCCUGGAAGACAGGCGAGAGCAGUCAGUCAAUAGACCCACUUCAGAGGCUGCCUUUUUGGCCUUCUCUGCAUUUUGAGACCCCUGCACUGCUUCUUCAAAUCAUUCUGCAGCCAGGCAACAUCAUGGCCCCAGUUUUUGCUUCCGGCGAAGGAGACUUGUGUUCUCAGGGAAAGCAGCACCUCCUUAGGCAAGCUGAGGCUCACCGUGCUUACCAACAAACUGGUCCUUCACUCGUGUUUCAGGACAAGCACUGUGAGAGAGCUCUGACUCACUUCCGGUGA